This is a messenger RNA of Spirodela intermedia, 2621 nucleotides long. The record is from the annotation of a GenBank genome assembly. Lineage: Eukaryota; Viridiplantae; Streptophyta; Magnoliopsida; Alismatales; Araceae.
AUGGAGCACCGCGACCACAGCAGGACAGUGUGCCUUGGGAUAUCCGACGUCGCCCUGGAAUUCGUCAUGGGCCACAUCGACGACACCAGGGACCGGGACGCCAUCUCUCGGGUCUGCAGAAAGUGGUAUCACAUCGACUCCAUAACCCGGAAGCACAUCACCAUCGCGCUCUGCUACUCCACCACUCCCACCCGCCUCUGCCAGAGGUUCCCCAGACUGGAGUCGCUCAAGCUCAAGGGGAAGCCGCGGGCGGCCAUGUUCAACUUGAUACCAGAGGACUGGGGAGGGUACGCUAGGCCCUGGAUCAAUGCGAUCGCAGGAGCCUUGGACUGCCUCAAGGAGAUUCACCUCCGGAGGAUGAUUGUGAAGGAUGUGGACCUUGAGGUGCUAAUUAGAGCUCGGGGGCCCAGGCUUGUCGUCUUGAAGCUGGAUAAGUGCUCCGGAUUUUCUACCGAUGGUCUGAAGCUACUUGCCCGUUCUUGCAGGUAUCCGCUUACCAUAUCAUUUUUGUGAUAUCUGGUCCAGUGUCAUUCGUAACAUCUCCCCCUACUCAUUCUGUCGGUUUGUUCUGUCUCACCUGCCUCUUCCGAUGUGUCGGGGACAAUCAACCGUGAGUUUGUACCCUGCACCUCAGAAGAUUCUCGCGUUUAUGGACGCUUGAUGCUGAAUGAUUGUUACUCGAGCAAGAGGGAACAUUUCGUGUCGUUGUACCGCCAUCGUCCCAGUUGAAUCCAUGUUCUAUUUUAGUAGUACAGUCACCCAGUUAUCUGGGAAAGAACAGAAGUAGGAGUUGAAAUCGGCGAGACUGGCCAGGAGCAUGCGCCAGCGUUCCCGUCCGAAGAGUUCUUGGUCCGACGACGUUGUUCAACUUUUUCCCGGGUGUCUAAAGGUUAUUUGCAACUUUUCGGGCUGCUGGACGCCGGAAAACUUCUGAACGGAGUGCUGCACCGGCGUAUACUGAGGGUUGACUGGCGCUACAGGCAGGAGUAGCCGCCGUUUCGGGGCUUGUCAAGAUCUAUGCCCAGCAUCUGUGUGGCACGAUCGAUUCGAUUUGGGGCCGGGGGGAGAGAGGGGGGGGUGGGGUGGGUGUGAACGGAGAUAGACUAUAGAGGAGGUGGGACCGUGUCACUCCCUAAUCUCCCACAUUCAUAGUUUCGUGUACUUCAUUACUACCCAGUAGGUUUUGCGUUACCCUUUAGACGAUGGCAUGGCAUUUGACCACAUCGAUCUUGCGCAGUUGCCUGAGGACCCUGUUUCUGGAAGAGAGUUCCAUCACCGAGAAAGAUGGUGACUGGCUACACGAGCUCGCCGUCAACAACAGUCAUCUGGAGGCUUUGAAUUUCUACAUGACCGAGCUCCGAGCCAUUUCAUGCGACGACCUACUGCUGAUAGCCAAAAACUGCAGGUUCUUGACGUCCCUAAAGAUCAGCGAUUGCGACGUCCUCGAUCUCGUAAACUUCUUCCGUGCAGCUACGGCGCUGGAGGAGUUUGGCGGGGGUUCAUUCAACGACCAAGGGGGAGCAGCGCACGGGUAUCAGGUCGUCCGGUUUCCUCCCAGGCUUUGUCGUCUGGGUCUGAGCUUCAUGGGAACGAACGAGAUGCCAAUAAUUUUCCCAUUUGCUACGAAUCUGAAGAAGCUGGACCUGCAGUUCACGUUUCUCAGCACCGAGGACCACUGCCAACUAAUUCAGAAAUGUCCCGCACUGGAGGUUCUCGAGGUACUGUUCCUCCCGGCACCCUGCGUCUCCUCCCCCUCAGAGCGCCGUUCGGUUCUCCAAGUUAUUUACUUUUUGGCCGCUCGGCGGCUGAUGGAUGAUAAGCAGGUGAGGAACGUGAUAGGGGACCGAGGAUUGGAGAUCGUUGCCGAGCGAUGCAAGAAGCUGAGGAGGCUCAGGAUAGAGAGAGGGGAGGACGAAUACGAGGACGAGCAGGGGAAGGUCUCACACAGGGGCCUUUCGGCCCUAGCGCAGGGCUGCUUGGAGCUCGAGUACCUUGCGGUGUACGUGUCCGACAUCUCCAACUCGGCCUUCGAAACCAUUGGCGCCUUCAGUAAGAACAUGCGAGACUUCCGGCUAGUGUUGCUCGACCGAGAGGAGAGGAUAACGGAGCUACCGCUGGACAACGGGGUGCGGGCUCUCCUGAGGGGAUGCACCAAUCUGCAGAGAUUCGCCCUCUACCUCCGGCAUGGCGGGUUGACGGACACUGGGCUCCGCUACAUCGGGCAGCUGAGCAGGAACGUCAGGUACAUGCUUUUGGGGUACGUGGGAGAGUCCGACGGGGGCCUCCUGGACUUCUCGAGGGGAUGCCCCCAGCUGCAGAAGCUGGAGCUGAGGGGAUGCUGCUUCAGCGAGCGGGCGCUGGCGCUGGCGGUGCUGCGGCUGAGCUCGCUCAAGUACCUCUGGGUGCAGGGCUACAACGCCUCCCCCGACGGCGCCGACCUUCUGAACAUGGCGCGUAGAUUCAGGAACAUCGAAUUCAUUCCCCCCCGGAAGCUCUACGUGGAAGAUCCCGACCGGGGCACCGUGGCCAUCGAGCAGCCCGCGCAGAUCCUUGCCUACUACUCCCUCGCCGGCCAGAGGAACGACUACCCGGACUCCGUCGUCCCCAUCCACCCCUCAUAA